Syzygium oleosum is the source of this 1290-nucleotide messenger RNA. RefSeq names its product transcription factor MYB41. The record is from RefSeq and is a predicted model, not a curated record. The coding region runs from base 121 to 1221 and encodes 366 amino acids. Lineage: Eukaryota; Viridiplantae; Streptophyta; Magnoliopsida; Myrtales; Myrtaceae. The transcript is spliced from 4 exons.
AAUCAUCACUAACCAUAAUCACUUCUGUUUCUAGAACCCCAAGACUCUCUCUCUCUCUCUCUCUCUCUCUCUCUGUUAAUUGCAGCAUUCAUCGUAAAAGAGCCAGAUUUCUCACGCAAUAUGGGCAAGCCUCCGUGUUGUGACAAGAAUGGAUUGAAGAAGGGGCCAUGGACGGCGGAGGAGGAUAAGAAACUGGUCGAGUACAUUCAGAAACAUGGGCACGGAAAAUGGCGCACCCUCCCGAAAAAUGCAGGGCUCAAGAGAUGCGGAAAGAGUUGUCGCCUGCGGUGGACGAACUACCUGCGGCCCGAUAUCAAGAGAGGGAGGUUCGCGUUCGAAGAAGAAGAGACUAUCAUACAGUUGCAUGGUGUUUUGGGCAACAAGUGGUCGGCUAUCGCGGCUCAAUUGCCCGGGAGGACCGACAAUGAGAUCAAGAACUACUGGAACACCCACAUCAAGAAAAGGCUACUCAAAAUGGGAAUCGACCCGGUGACUCACCGCCCGCGCCUCGAUCUUCUUGAUCUAUCCUCCAUCCUCACCUCAUCUCUUCACGCUCAUUACAGUUCACAAUUCAACAACGUACCAAACUCUCUCAACAUGAAUGGAUAUGCUGUGAAUCCGGACCUCCUAGACUUGGCGACCACUCUCUUCUCUUCAAGUUUCAAAAGCCCAGAGGUGCCCCAAAAUGUCCAAGAAAUUACCCCAGAAGUUCUUGAUCAGUUCCAGUAUUCGUUACUAGCAAACCAGCUUCAUAACCCACCAAAUAAUUCCCAUUUCCUAAAUGAAAACGGACUCAUGCACUCGAAUAAUGCUAGGGAAAGUCCCCCAUCAAACCCCAGUAAUUUCGUUAGUUGCCACCAAAACCCUAUUCCAAGCUAUUGGCAAGCUGAUGGCGAUAUUCAACAUCAGCACAUGAACAUUGCUGAAACUCCAGUUCCUGUGCCAAACCAUGAAUUUGACGGUUCCUGUCGGUUCAAUAUUGACCAUUUCUCGUCAGGACCUUAUGUUUUUCAAUCAAAGGACGCCAACAGAGUCCAAAACUUCGUUCUUGGCUCGUCAUCUCUUUCGUCACCUAUGUCUAGCUCCCUCACUUUGAAUUCGUCAUCGACGACAUACCUCAGUGGCUGCAACAAAGAAGAUAGAGAUGUUCACAGUAGUCAUAUUGUGUCGUCUCUGUAUGAUGCUGCUCCGAACAGCUUUUAUGUCAACGGAAUUAUGUAAGCACGCAAGUUCGCCUUGUGCACCAAUAGAAUGUCAAGUACCUCAAUUAAAUCAAACACUUGACAAUAA